This is a messenger RNA of Adineta ricciae, 204 nucleotides long. Lineage: Eukaryota; Metazoa; Rotifera; Eurotatoria; Adinetida; Adinetidae. The record is from the annotation of a GenBank genome assembly.
AUGACCGAUUUAGAUCCAGCUCCACUACAUCGCUCAACAGAAAUUAAAGACUUAACACAUCUAACUGAAAAGGACAAAGAACACAUCGCUGAAGAUGUUCAAACAAGGGAUAGUUCAAUUCAUCGAAGUCCCGUAGUAGAAGACCUAGCUCACGUCUCACUGCAAGAUGCAGAUAAAUUAUUAGCCGCUGAUGAAACAAAAUAA